GAUCCCUCAUCCCGGAAGCGUCGUGGAAGUCUCUGACUAGUGACACACUGAACCAGAAUUUUAUUUCAAAAAAAUAUAUAGAAGAUAGGAUUCUGCGGUUUGGCACCUACAAUUGAAGAUCGAAGUAAAAUGUCUUUAGAUUCUUCUCCAUCCAUCCCACCCAGAAGACGAAUGCGCAUUCAGUGAAUUCUCAUCAUUUAAAGAAGAAUUUGUGACUUCUCCCUCCCGGGAGCCACAAAAUACCCCGCCAUGGGGGGGUGGACCUAACAGGGACACGGGCCGGCAAGAAGACAUUGAAGCUGGAGUUUUAGGAGGAGAUCCCUGGGCCGCCUCCACAGAUCGUCGGGGGCUUGCGGCAGUCGGAGACGUGGUUCCAGAGUCUCCUGCAGGGAAGGUGAGGAGGAGAUUAUCGUGCAUCUUCAUAAUGACCUCCUCAUCCAACUGGUGGAGGCGAGGCCCGCCUUAUGGGACCACACCGACCGCCGACAUUCUGACCAGCAACACACCUAGUGACUGUGGGAAGAGGUCAGUGCGGCUCUGUUUCUGACCUGGGAGGAUCUCUCUGGAGAGGCUCGGCGUCAAUGUCCUUAUAUUCACUGCAGCUUUUCGGGCUGAUACACUUCAUUAAUGAUGACGCUGAGGCGACUGCUGCUUGUUUCCAACUCAACGCUGCAUGGCGCGGGGUAUCUGGAGCAUUGCCAAGACCAGAUACAGCAGUUUUUAGGCAAGUGAAACGAGUCCUUUUCAUUCCUUAUGCACUCCACAACAGAGAUGAUUAUGCUAAAAUUGCAAGGCAAAAAUUUGAGAGUUUAGGUUAUGCAUUAGACAGCAUUCAUGAAGCUGCUGAUCCUGUAGAUUCAGUUCUAAAAUCGGAGGCCAUAUUCAUUGGUGGUGGUAACACGUUCCGGCUUCUAAAAGCCUUGUACGAUAAUAAUUUAUUACCUGUCAUCCGGAAAAAAGUGAUUGAGGAUGGGAUCCCGUAUAUAGGUUCCAGUGCCGGUACCAAUGUGGCAACAAUCAGCAUCAACACCACCAACGACAUGCCAAUUGUGUACCCACCUUCUUUACAGGCUCUUGGGCUGGUAACAUUCAAUAUAAACCCACAUUUCCUGGAUCCAGAUGUUAACAGCAAACAUAUGGGGGAGACACGAGAACAGCGCAUCAUGCAGUUUCAUGAAGAACCAGAUACUCCUCCUGUGCUUGCUCUUCGGGAGGGUUGCAUGCUGUUAGUGGAAGGGAGUAAGGCAACACUUCUUGGAAUAACCAAAGCCCGGCUCUUUUUAAGAGGUAAAUCCCCAACAGAACACGAGCCAGGUCAAGACUUCAGUUUCCUCCUGAAUCAAUAGUUUUCAGCAAAUUAAUGAGAAUAAAUUAAUUCCUUCUA
Molecule: messenger RNA, 1384 nt
Organism: Bufo gargarizans (Asiatic toad)
Lineage: Eukaryota; Metazoa; Chordata; Amphibia; Anura; Bufonidae
Product: alpha-aspartyl dipeptidase-like
Exons: 14
Coding region: 582-1346 (254 amino acids)
Biological process (GO): proteolysis
Molecular function (GO): serine-type peptidase activity
Source: RefSeq, a predicted model, not a curated record